UGCAUGCAUAAGCUGUAAUCAUUGCUUGUUAGUCGCGUGUGAAGUUGUUAUCCAAACAUACAAUGAUUAUUAUAUUCAAAUUGAAGUGGUUUCCUUUGUUUAUUUGUUUAAUUCAAGUUGUAUUUGCAAAUGGAAGCCUACCAGGAUCAUGCCCGGUGAUCAUUUCUCGCACAGAAUGGGGCGCUAAAGUUGCGAAACAAGUCGAAUAUUCUUUGAUUCCUGUCCAAUACGUCGUUAUCCAUCAUACGGUUACACCCAAAUGCGAAACGGAAGUAGAAUGCUCUGAUUUGUUAUCGAAUAUUCAGAAUUUUCAUAUGAAUGAUUUGGAUUUUCAUGAUAUCGGAUAUAAUUUUAUGAUUGGUGGUGAUGGAUAUGUUUAUGAAGGCGCAGGAUGGCACAAAGUGGGUGCACACACAAGAGGCUACAACUCGCGAUCAAUUGGUAUUGCAUUUAUUGGAAAUUUUAUAGAAAGUUUGCCAAAUCGCAAGCAGCUUGACGCCGCAAAACGAUUGCUACAAUGCGGUGUGGAUUUAGGUGAACUGAGUGAUCGUUACAAGUUAAUUGGAGCUCGCCAGGUUAGCAGUACACAGAGUCCAGGCUUAAAAUUGUACCAAGAGAUACAAAAGUGGAAAAAUUUCGCUAAAGUUCCAUAAAAAAGAGAAUUAAAAUGUUUGAUUGUGCAAUAUAUUGUACCUACAUAUAAAUUUAAUAUAGACUACUUUUUAUACACUUAUAACCUGUAGUUUGGAAAUAAACAACUCUGUUCGUUUUGCUACGAA
Molecule: messenger RNA, 779 nt
Organism: Dalotia coriaria
Lineage: Eukaryota; Metazoa; Arthropoda; Insecta; Coleoptera; Staphylinidae
Product: peptidoglycan-recognition protein 2-like
Exons: 2
Coding region: 63-653 (196 amino acids)
Biological process (GO): peptidoglycan catabolic process; innate immune response
Molecular function (GO): zinc ion binding; N-acetylmuramoyl-L-alanine amidase activity; peptidoglycan binding
Source: RefSeq, a predicted model, not a curated record